AUGGAAUGCAUCUUUGGGUUCACCGGCAAAGACUUUGUUAUGACAGCCACAGAUAGUACCGUUGCACAGAGCAUACUUAUCGUAAAGUCUACCGAGGACAAAUCCCGCGCCUUGAGCAAACGUAUCCUUCUACUAUUUGCCGGGGAGUCGGGGGAUACUGUGCAAUUCGCAGAGUUUAUUCAGAGAAACGUGAGGCUGUACGAGAUUAGAAAUGGGGUCGAGUUAUCAACAAAGUCGGCCGCUACUUUCACGCGAAGAGAGUUGGCGGACAACUUGAGAUCAAGGAAACAAUACAGCGUAAAUCUCAUUCUGGCCGGUUAUGAUCUUACCACUGAAUUGCCUAGCCUUUAUCAGCUCGACUAUCUCGGUAGCUCGGUUUCUGCUCCCUUCGCUGCUCAUGGUUACGCCGCACAUUUCCUCUUUUCUAUUUUCGAUCGUUAUCAUCGUCCAGAUCUUUCGCUCGAAGAAGCAAAGGCAUUGAUGAAGAUGUGUGUCGGUGAGCUACAAAGGAGAUUCCUUGUUAAUCUAUCACAUUUUACAGUCAAAGUAGUGGAUAAAGAUGGAAUUAGAGAGAUUGCGAUUUAA
Paraglomus brasilianum is the source of this 585-nucleotide messenger RNA. The record is from the annotation of a GenBank genome assembly. NCBI's taxonomy places the organism in Eukaryota, Fungi, Glomeromycota, Glomeromycetes, Paraglomerales, Paraglomeraceae.